UGCUGUUGUGAAACGGGUGCAGGACCCCAGCCAAUGAGCUUCGGAUCCGGCGUCUCCUCCCAUAACGUCCCUCUCUCGGCAGUAUGGCCGCCGUCCUGUAGCCGUCGGUGCUGUGUGCCUUUCCAAGAUUAAAGCUUUAGCUUCGGUUUAAAACAUGUCGGCCGUCCUCUUCCUGAAGAAGUCUCUGAGCAGGCUGCCGCCCUGCGUCGCUCGGCAGGUCGUCGGCUGCGGUUAUCACACCGAGAGAGGUGUGUACGGGUACCGACCCAAACAGCCGGACAGCCAGCACAAGUUACAGAGCGACCGCAUCGCGGCUCUAAAUCAAGAUCAUGGACUUGCUCGUCUGGUGGAGGCUUACAGAACACAUGGACACAAGGCUGCUAAAAUUAACCCAUUACUGCCCCAGAAGCCUGUGGCUGACAGUGUCCCGGAGAUAGACAUGCUGAGCGGCACCAUCACAGGACAGCUCAAAACCCCAGGUCUACGACACUUUGGUAAAGCAGAGGCCUCGGUGGAAGAGGUUCGGGCCUACCUGGAAGAAGCCUACUGUGGCCACCUGUCUGUGGAGACCGGCCAUUUGAGCAGCCUGGAGGAGAGGGAGUGGUUCGCCGACCGCUUUGAGGAACUCAAGAAGAAGAGUUUCUCCACGGAGGAGAGGAGGCAGCUGGCCAAGAUCAUGCUCGAGUCUCAGGAAUUUGACCACUUUCUGGCCACCAAGUUUGCCACUGUGAAGCGUUAUGGAGGAGAGGGAGCAGAGAGCAUGAUGGGCUGCUUCCACGAGCUUUUCUGCCAGUUGGCCCACAGCGGGGUCACUGACGUUGUCAUUGGCAUGCCGCACAGAGGCCGACUCAACCUCCUGACAGGCCUGCUGAAGUUCCCACCCGAGCUUAUGUUCCGUAAGAUGCGCGGCCUCAGCGAGUUUCCCGACACCUCGCCAGCCAUCGGCGACGUCCUCUCUCACCUCACCUCCUCGGUGGAGUUGGAAUUCGGAGCUGGACACCCUAUUCACGUGACCAUGCUGCCCAACCCGUCUCACCUGGAAGCGAUUAACCCCGUCGCUCAGGGCAAAACCAGAGCCAGGCAGCAGCUCAGGAAGGAAGGAGACUAUUCACCUGAAGACAGCGCUCAGCCGGGGGACCAGGUCGUCUGUCUGCAGGUCCAUGGUGACGGCUCCUUCACUGGCCAGGGGAUUGUUCCAGAAACGUUGACCCUUUCAAACCUCCCUCACUACAGAGUCGGUGGGAGCAUCCACCUCAUUGUGAACAACCAAGUGGGCUACACCACUCCGUCAGAGAGAGGGAGAUCAUCUUUGUACUGCAGUGAUGUUGGUAAGAUGGUGAACUGUGCUGUGAUCCAUGUGAAUGGAGAUCAUGCGGAGGAGGUGCUGCGGGCCACUCGGCUGGCAGUCGAGUACCAGCGGAUCUUCAGGAAAGACGUCAUCCUGGACCUGAUCUGCUACCGUCAGUGGGGCCACAACGAGCUGGACGAGCCUUUCUUCACCAACCCAGCCAUGUACAAAAUCAUCCGAUCCCGCAAAAGCGUCCCUGACUACUACUCGGACGAGCUGAUCUCUGAGGGUCUGAUGACCGAAGCAGAGCGUGACGAGAUCAAGUCCAAAUACUACGGCAUGCUCAACGACAAGCUGGCCAACAUGACCCUGUACAGCCCUCCACCCACCAACCUGCAGGGCCGCUGGGGGGAUCUGGUGGAGCCUUCGGCCAAAGUCAGCACCUGGGACACGGGUGUCCCCGUUCCUCUGCUGCAGUUUGUCGGAGCAAAAUCUGUGGACAUCCCAGAGCAAAUCCAGCUGCACAGCCACCUUGGAAAGACCCACGUACAGGCUCGGUUAAGCAAGUUGGAAGAGGGGACCAAGCUGGACUGGUCCACAGCAGAGGCCUUGGCGUUCGGCUCUCUCCUCGCCCAAGGCUUCAAUAUUCGAAUCAGUGGACAGGAUGUGGGAAGAGGCACGUUCAGUCAGAGACACGCCAUGGUGGUGUGUCAAGAAACUAACGACAUGUACAUCCCUCUGAACCACAUCAGCCCUCAGCAGACAGGUUUCCUGGAGGUGUGUAACAGCCCGCUGUCUGAGGAGGCGGUUCUCGGAUUUGAAUAUGGCAUGAGUAUCGCACAGCCGAAGCUGCUUCCCAUCUGGGAGGCUCAGUUUGGGGAUUUCUUCAACGGAGCGCAGAUCAUCUUUGAUACCUUCCUCUCUGGAGGUGAAGCCAAGUGGCUGCUACAGAACGGGAUGGUGAUCCUGCUGCCUCACGGCUACGACGGAGCUGGACCUGAACACUCAUCCUGCCAUAUGGAGCGUUUCCUCCAGAUGUGCGACAGUAAAGAGGAAGGUGUGGACGGAGACAAUGUGAACAUGGCUGUGGUCAACCCCACCACUCCUGCUCAGUACUUCCACCUGCUGAGGAGACAGAUGAUCCGUAACUUCCGCAAACCUCUCAUUGUGGUCGGACCUAAGACUCUGCUGAGGUUUUCUGGUGCUGUUUCCAGUCUGGCUGAACUGGCACCAGGAACAUCUUUCAGACCAGUGUUGGGUGAUACUUCAGUCUCUGCACAAAGUGUCCAGAAGGUGGUGCUGUGCUCCGGGAAGCAUUACUAUGCCCUGCUGAAGCAGAGGGAGACGGCAGCAGCCAACCAGAGCACAGCACUGAUCCGUGUGGAGGAGCUGUGUCCAUUCCCACUGGAGGCUCUGCAGCAGGAGCUCAAGAAAUACCCCAAUGCUAAAGAGUUUAUCUGGAGUCAGGAGGAGCCUCAGAACAUGGGGCCCUGGACAUUUGUAGCUCCGAGGUUUGAGAAGCAGCUUGCCUGCAAGCUCCGGUUGGUGAGCCGACCUGCUCUGCCCGCCCCUGCUGUUGGUAUCGGGACCCUCCACCAGCAGCAACAAGAGGCCAUCCUCACCGCCACCUUCUCUUAAGCCUCAACAAGACUGGGAACCAAUAUAACCAGCUCACAGGCAUCGGUACUACACUACAUAUCGAAUCUGCAGUGGUCUUACCACCAUGUGCAGAGCUGCUGCACAGCAGAUUCACGGGACCUUUAAGACAAUGUGGAUUGUGUUGUUAAAGAAAAAAAAUGGGUCAAUAAUAUAAAGAAUAGAAGGAGGGAAGUGUUUAUUUGUACUCUAGUCAGAUUUUAAUUAUUUUGUUUAUGGUUUGACGACAAAGCCUGAAUUGUUUCCCCCUCUUUCUCAAUUACUUUGCCUGUAUUAUUAAUGUGUUUUCAGCACUACAGCAAGACAAAAAGAUCUGAAUCGAGGCCUUAGAGACCAUGUUUACAAUGUGUUUGUCGUAUAGAAGCACUUUUAGCUUUAUGACCGUCAUACUUGUCAUACUGUUUCUUACCUGUCAAACCUGUACGGGCUCCACGUUUCAGGAAUCUUAACUUCGGCCUGCAUGGGUUGUUUUCGUACGGCUCAGAAAACUAAUAUCAGUAUCACAUUGUCGGUUAUGUCUGAGCAUUAACCUUUUCAUAUUUAUGAAUUUUAAAGAACUGGAUCCUUUGACUGGACUACUGAACAAACAAAGAGAGUUGUCACCAUUUUCACGGUUAUAUGUUCAUCAAAGAUUGAGUUCGAUAUAAAUGGAUGAAUCAUGGUAUGAAUCAAGUGUUGGCUGUGAUCAUUAUUAUUUAAUUCUGGUUUGAACUAAGACUUGAACUAAAAAUAAAGGAACUGAAGGGCUAAUGUAAAUAAACCAAAUCAGAAUAUUCAAAUGGAAAUAUUUUCGAAUAAAUCUAUUUUCAUGUUUAUGCAUCA
Acanthopagrus latus (yellowfin seabream) is the source of this 3766-nucleotide messenger RNA. RefSeq names its product dehydrogenase E1 and transketolase domain containing 1 (gene dhtkd1). Bases 155 to 2926 code for a protein of 923 amino acids. Lineage: Eukaryota; Metazoa; Chordata; Actinopteri; Spariformes; Sparidae. Gene Ontology annotation, molecular function: oxoglutarate dehydrogenase (succinyl-transferring) activity; thiamine pyrophosphate binding. The transcript is spliced from 17 exons. Gene Ontology annotation, biological process: tricarboxylic acid cycle. The record is from RefSeq and is a predicted model, not a curated record.